Messenger RNA from Megalops cyprinoides (Indo-Pacific tarpon), 2149 nucleotides. It is a transcript of the gene rpap2, whose product is annotated as RNA polymerase II associated protein 2. Bases 21 to 2024 code for a protein of 667 amino acids. NCBI's taxonomy places the organism in Eukaryota, Metazoa, Chordata, Actinopteri, Elopiformes, Megalopidae. Gene Ontology annotation, cellular component: nucleus; cytoplasm. The transcript has 12 exons. The record is from RefSeq and is a predicted model, not a curated record. Gene Ontology annotation, molecular function: RNA polymerase II CTD heptapeptide repeat phosphatase activity; RNA polymerase core enzyme binding.
AUAGCAUUAGAGAAACAAGCAUGGAAGACGGGCAGAAGCGACGCAGCCGCUCCGCUAGAGGUGGAAAAAAAGGUGGAAAGGCAGUCAAAGAGCAGACAGCCAUCGAGACAGCUAAAAGAAGGGAGGCCUUGAAGGAGACUCUGAGGCAGAAGCUUGAGCUGGAGCAGAGGGCCCUGCGCAUUGUGGAGCGUCUCCUGGAGGAUAAAGUGGCUGAUGACUUCCUCAUCGACUGUGCACGGUUCAUUACCCCUGCCAACUACAAAGACACAGUAGAGGAAAGAUCCAUCGUAAAACUGUGUGGCUAUCCUGUUUGUCGAAACAAACUGGCCAAUGUACCAAAGCAACAGUAUAAAAUUUCAACCAAGACCAAUAAAGUAUAUGAUAUCACUGAACGAAAGUGCUUCUGCAGUAAUUUCUGCUACAAAGCGUCAAAAUAUUUCGAGGUCCAGAUUUCCAAAACACCCUUAUGGCUAAGAGAGGAGGAGAGGCCGCCUGAUAUUAAGCUGAUGAAGGAGGGGGAGAGCGGCAGUUCAGGAGAGGAGGUGAAGAUCUCAGACCGGCCAGUCAGCAAGUCGGAGAUCGAGAACCCCGGAUGCGAGGAGCCGGUGCGGUCCAGGGGCUCAUCUGACAGCGGGAGCGAGAGCAGCGACCUGGAGCAGGACUUUGUGUCCAGCGUGGUGUCAGGAGGGCGGGCGGGGCCCAGGCGCAGGGUGGGGUUCGUGGAACUCAGGGGAGAGAGGGAGAGGGGCGGAGACACGCCUCAACAGAUAAAAGCAGAGAGGGACAGGCAUGAAGGCAGAGACAGACCGCAACAGCGAAACGCACAGGCAGGCGAAGACGGAGUCAGACUACAAGAGUCCAAAGCACUGAGAGAUGAAGAUAGUGACAGACUAAAACAGCGAAAACCAGAGAGAGGUGAAGACGGAGACAAACUACGAGAGCGCGAAGCGCAGGGAAAUGAAGACAAAGGCAGACCACAAGAGCACAACACACCGGGAGACAAAGACGGCAACAGACCAACUGCAGCCGCUAGAGACAAGACACCCGAUCAACGCGCUGUUGAAGCAGCUACAGACCUUCUGAGCAGGUGCAGUAUAGAGGGCAGAGACACCCCUGUGGUUCUUCCGCUUGCAGGUAAGAGCACAGGGCAGCCGAGUGCUAACAGCACAUCCACCCCCAGCGCACCGGACGGGGGUCUGGACGUCACCCAGGUCGGAAUGAGCAAGAGGGGGGCAGCGGGUCUGAGGAGUCUGCUGGGAAAACUGGGCCCAAAGGCGCCGGGCUCCACGGUCCAAACCACCCUGCUGGAGGUUCUGAGCCACACCCUGAGGGAGUGGAGGACGGAGGACACUUUCCGCUUCCUGUACGGGCCCGGCUACAGACACCGUGAGGAAGAGGAGGAGGAGGUGGAGGAGGAGCUGGACGAGGACGACCUGGAGGAGAGCAUGGAGAGGCCUGCGAUCCCGGUCCAGGCAGGAGGAGAGAAGGAGAGGCCCUCGGCCCCUGUUCCAGACUACGAAACCCUGCACAAGGAGACAGAGAUGCUGAAACUGAGGGUGCAGGAGUUCUACAGGGGGCGAUACGUGCUGCCCGAGGAGGCAGAGACAGGCCAGGAGGAGGGCGGAGACACAGGGAGCUGUGGUGGCAAGGAUGCUGCUCUCCCAUUGGUGGAUUCACACGCCCAGCACUUGAUCCAGAAGCGCAUUGUUGUGGAUAAGCUCAACAGAAGCCUUAGAGAUAUCAUAGGACCCUUGAAGCUGACCAUGAGUGACAUCUCCACCGACCUCAAUAAUCUGGUCAGGACAUUCAGGUUCACAAAUUCUAACAUCAUUCACAAAGGUCCAGAGUGGACUCUCAUUGCCGUGGUUCUUCUGUCAGUGUUGUCGGAGGUGUCCCCGGUGCUGCAGGAGUCGUUGGAGAGACCCUGCUCGGCAGAGUACAUCUCCACACUCAUGAGAGAGCUGAGCCUGAAAGACCAGGACCUCCAGAGCCUCGUACAGCUCUUCAGACGCCAGGCCAGCUGAGGCUCCGCCCUCCUGAAGACACCCCGCCCCCCAAAUGCUGCUCUUACAGACCUGCCCCCCCAGCCUGACCUGGGGCAGGAUCCCUGGGGGGGGUGGGGGGUCGUUGCAAUCAGACCCGUUCACCU